CCGGCUCGCGGAACGGACGUUUACCGGUCGCAGCUACGAACCCACCAACGACACCAAGCACUUGCCGGGCAGACCAGGCCUCGUGGAGGCGCCCCAGCCCCCCCACACCCCGCAACGACGCGUCCCAGAGGCACCGGAUCCUCCUUCAGCACUCCCAGCACUCACUGAAGAAGACACUAUGGAAUUCUCCGUUUUCCAGACUAGAAAUAAGUAACUCGGGGAAAUGAAGAAACUCGCCCGACGACCCUCAGGCAGUAGCACCUGGCCAGGUUUGCUUUCUGAACCACUAACUCCACUCGCGCGCGCCACCUUUCCUGCCUGGGCCUCUUGCGGGUCACAGGGGUGGAAGCCUGACCCGGGCCAGGGCCCGGAUUUCUUCCUCCUGGCCUCUGUGCCACCGCCCCCGGUGCCAGGAAGCGCUUUUCUCUCCCCGAGACCCAGACGCGCCGAAAGACUCGCGCGGUCAGUUCCCCGCCCCACGCCCUGGGCUGUGCGUUUUCUUGUCGCGCGGUCCGUUCCCCGCCCCACGCCCUGGGCUGUGCGUGUUCUUGUCGCGCGGUCAGUUCCCCGCCCCACGCCCUGGGCUGUGCGUUUUCUUGUCGCGCGGUCCGUUCCCCGCCCCACGCCCUGGGCUGUGCGUUUUCUUGUCGCGCGGUCCGUUCCCCUCCCCACGCCCUGGGCUGUGCGUUUUCUUGUCGCGCGGUCAGUUCCCCGCCCCACGCCCUGGGCUGUGCGUUUUCUUGUCGCGCGGUCCGUUCCCCGCCCCACGCCCUGGGCUGUGCGUUUUCUUGUCGCGCGGUCCGUUCCCCGCCCCACGCCCUGGGCUGUGCGUUUUCUUGUCGCGCGGUCAGUUCCCCGCCCCACGCCCUGGGCUGUGCGUUUUCUUGCCAGCCUCUGCCGAGUGCGGGCAACGGCGCCGCCAGACUCCCCCGGACCGCGCUCCGGCUCACGCCCGACCAGAGCACCUGCUCCACAGGUGGGCGUUCUGCGCGUCCUUCCUCCCCGGUGUGAUUUUCGUUCUUUUUCCUCUCGUGGUCCCCAAGAACCCAGGCACCCCUCGACGUCGGUGCCGGCGGUACCGGGAAUCCCUCCCCUGGACUCCCUGCGGGCCCGAAGCCACCUUCUAAUCCCAGCCGCCUUCCCCAGGCGGCGGAGGUGGGCAGCUCCGGGCUCCGCGCCGCCCCGCGAAGCCGGAAUCUCUCUUCGGAGUCUCGCUGCAGCUCUCCACUUCGUCGCCCCGCACUGGAUCCUGGCUGCCUAGAUCACACGGCCCCGUUUCAUUCAUUUUUACUUAAUAACGGUCGUUAGACAAUUGAGAGAAACAGCAGAAACCACGAGAAAAAUAAUGGAAUCCAACGGCGGUAAGGACUGACAAGGCUGGCGGGGAGAUUUAGCAAAUGGUGGCUUCUGAGAGUUUGCACCAGUGCUUCACCACGUUUUAUUGGAAGUGUGGAGAGUCAUGAUUCUCAUUCCUCCCCAGCCUUCCGGAAAAACGCUCAGAAAUUUCUUUCCACAUUGACACCUGAUUACAGUCUAAAUAGUAACCUUAUUCUGAUUGUUAAUGUAACCUUCUCGUAAUCUCUACAAAAAUACUUUAGUUUUUCUAGCUGUGUUUUCAUGUAAUCACUGAAAUUAUUUUUAAUUGGUUUUAAGCAUUCAUUGAUUCCAUAUACACCACCUGCAAAAAAGUUACAUAGGUGAUCGCUAACAAUACUAGAAUUCGCCCCAUCCAAAGGAAACAUUAGAGUAGAAAAAGAAAAAGGAUUUGAGAAUCCAGUAUGAAAUUCAGUCAAUCAUUACUUCCCUGUUACUCAACUACCUUAACAUUGUCAGGUUUACCUGAACAUAAACUUCAUUUUCUUAAUUCUUCUUAGAACAAAGGGAUAUGUUUAUUGAAAUCAGUAAUUAAGAAUAUUUUGGGACAGUUAUGAUUUACUUAGCCAGUGAAGCAGUUUCUACUCCCAAAUCCAGGCAAAGAGAACAAUAAGAUUAAACGUAGCCUAAGAGAUUUCCUUUUUGUCAAAUAAUGUGAUUUUGCUAUGUAUAGAGGAGAUGUCUAUAUGUAAGGGCAUAUUUAUGACCAGUAGUUCCUAAAAUUAAGGGGACUAUUAUUGUGUUACUCAAGGUAUCAGUUGUAUAGGAUACAUUAUGUCAUAUUUCAAACAAUGUUUAUAAAGAGAUUAGUAUAAUUAACCUGUAUGUACUUCUCCUCUGGGCCAACCUUGUGUCUUCUUUAUCUGCUGACAGUCCCCUCCCCACUGAAUUAUUUUGAAUCAAAUCCCAGAUAGUCUAUCAUUGUAUUGUAUUUUUGAAUAUUUCUCUAAAAGAUAAUAAUUCCAUCAAUGAGACUGGGUGCAGUGGCUCCUCCCUGUAAUCCCAGCUCUUUGGGAGGCAGAGGUUGGAGGAUCACUUUAGGCCAGGAGUUCAAGACCACCCUGAGCAACAUAGCAAGACCCCAUUUAUAAAAAAGAAGAUUCCCAUCAAUGUAACCACAAUACCAUUAUCACACCUAAAUAAUCCAUUAAUAGCAUCGGUUUAUCCAGGCAAUAUUUAAAUAUCUUCAAUUGUCUAAAAACUUUUUGUUUAGUUGAUCGGUUUGAAUUAGAAUGCUAAUAAGGGUUAUGUAUUGUGUUUGGUUGAUAUGGGCUAUUAUAUCUCUUUUAGAUUUCCUCAAUCCUCUUUUUUUUGUUUCCCUUGCAUUUUUUAUGGGAGAAGCUGAACUGUUUGUUCUGAAGAAGUUGACAUUCUGGACUUUGUAGCUGCAGGUAAUAGUUUUUUGGCAAGAUAUUCCCAGGGAUAAGGUCGUUUAUUCAGACUUUUGAAUAUUGGCAAAUAAUAAUAUUGUUUGUAGAGGGAGAAGGAUUAGUCAAGAUAUUUUGAAGAAUCAACUAUUGAAAAAACAAAUUUUUAUCAGAGUAAGCAUGGAUCUGGUAAAGAUUAUGUGAAAUUUUCCUAAAUGCAAAUACAAUCUAAAAUUGUAAUGUCUUACAAUUAAAAAAUAGAUUAUUUUCCAUAUAUUUAUAGAAAUAUAAAUGAUCAAUCAACUAUUUCAUUGACAAUUUUAAAUCUAGUUUUAUCUUGAGGAGAAUAAAGUUUUUUAUAUCUUUAGUAUUUUAGUUGAAGAUCCAAAGACAUUUUAUGUUAAAACUUUAGGUUUUAUAUUGUUUUGUGUUUUAAAACAUAAAAUCUAAAAUGUGGUAAUAUCCAUGAGGUGCAGAUAGAGUAAUAGCACAAAUUCUGUGUUCAUGAAAAUUCAUUUUAGGAUAACUUAAUUAAAAGGACUCAGGAUUUGAAUGAUAUUAGAUUAGACAGAAAAAAGUUCACUUGAGUGUAAGACAUAAGUAAUAAAAACCAAAGGUAGCUAACUUUUUUUAGGCUUCUUCUUUCUUUAACGAGUAUACAUAUGAAAUAAAAUUUCCAUGUCCAUGUCCAUUUUUCCAUGGUACAUAGGGCUUCUAUAAUUUCAUCUAUUUCAUCCUGCAGUUAUUUUCACGGGUUUCUGUGUCCACCACUAUCUGGAAUCUCUGAGAUGGUGAAAACGAAAUCUUAUUCUUCUUUAUAUUUCAAACAAUUCCUAGCACAUUAUCAAAAAUACCUGAUAAAAUUUAUUGUGUCUGUAAUACUGGUAAGCAUGUAAAAGGGUGGUAAAUAUAUAGGCUUUAAGUUUAGAUAGAUCUAAAUAUUAUUAAAAUUACCAAAUUAUUGUUUUUAAAAAGUAUUAGUUUCCUAGGACAAAUAGAGAUUUUUAGAUAAGGCUGGAUUUGUAAUACUUUAAGCAACAGGUCACAGUGCUUAAGUAUUUAAUGCCGAUUUGGCAAGCAGCUGAUGUUUUACAUAAUGCUGUCGGGUAUUUUAUAUUUGCGUGUAUUUUCUGAUGCACUGGAUCCAGCACUUCAUGUCACGUCAUAUAUCUGUUUAUAAUGUAUACAAAUGUAUUUUCAUAUAUAUUUGAUGUUUGAUGGCUUUGAAACUUUAAUCUUGAAAUAGAUUUUAAAUUUUUAUUAAAACUAUUUAAAUAAUUACCGUAAGGAAAGAGCUCUUAUUAGUUGAAAGAAAAUGUAGAUUCAUGUUUCCUUGGAGACUAGUCUAGUUUCCAAGGAUAGACGGCAGUGAGGAGUUGGGUAUCUAGAUGGAAUUUCUGUUGGUUUGGAUUCCAGCUCUGCUGCUUACCAGCUUUGUGACCUCAGGCAAACAACUUAACCUCUCCAAGCCUCAAUUUCCCCAUCUAUCUAAUGGUGAUAUUUAUAAGUUUCGCCUUAUAGGGCCAUGGUGGGGAUUCCAUGAAAUAGUGAAUGUGAAGUGCUUAGCACAGUGCCUGGCACAUACUCAAUGCUCUAUGCAUGUCAGCUAGUACUUAAUGAUGCUAAUAGACAUGUUAUGUUCCGAAGCACGGGCGGGAUCUUGCCUGACGUCCUUCUCUCUGCGUCCUGGUCAGUCUUCACAUGGUGGGCAUCCUUUAUUUCUGGUCACACAGGGGUGGUACACAGAGCAUGCUGUUUCUUUCCUGCCAGAAGGUUCCUGCUGCAGCUCUCCUGCUAGUUUAGCUUAGCCUUCUGGUUUGAGGGAUGAGUCACAUGUACCAUCACUUCCCAGGACCAACAGGACCUUUGAGGAAAGCUAUCCCUGCUUACACAGAGAAUUGCCCUUGCCUAACACUGAAGCCUGGCAGAGUAACAUGAAGUAACCACAGCAAUUCUAAAAUUAGAAUUAGCAUGCCUAGAAUAACAGGUGCUGUUGUAGGAGCAAGGGAUACAAUGAUGAUCAAGGCAGAUGCAGCCCUUACCUUCAGGUUGUGGAGUCCGGAUACAGACUGGAGGCAGGCAGCUGUAAGAUGUGUGACAAAUGCUGCGCUGGAUCAGCCCAUGGUAUUAGGAGAGCAGGCUCCGGAAGAUUGCAAAUGACCUGCUUUCUUUCAGAUCCCGGGCUGCUUUCGGACACCUGUCGAAUAGUAAAUCCCAAGUAAGCUACCUGCGGUCGUCGGCAGAUCUGAGUUUUCUUCUUGGACACCUAACACCCACAGCCCUCCAGAGACCGAGAGGUUGAUGUCACUCCCAAUAUCGGAGGAAGUAUACAGCCCCGUGUGAGAUGUUCCUUAAUGAUAUUCCACGGCGGAGGGGGUGAUAUGACUACAUACAUGGCAGAAAGUGGAAACCCCCCAGGGAUAUUAUUCCCACGAUCCUGGAGGGAAGAAGAUGAUGUUACUUUCAAUAUGACAGAAGGUGGAUGAAGUGGUGGACUGCCCCUCCACACCUGUGGACACGCCCCCACUGAUACUCCUUCUAAUUGCAACGUGGGAGAGGAGGAUAUGACACGCCAUAUCGCAGGGAGCAGAAACACCCCUGUGAUACUGUUCUUCAUAUUCAGGGAGGAAGAGGAUGAUAUGACUCCCAAUACAGACGGGUGUACACCCUCUGUACACCGAGGGUGUACACCCGUCUGUGAAAGAGUUCGUAAUCUCCAGAGGGGGAGAUGAUAUUACUCACAAUAUGGUAAAGAGGCUGUGAGUCCACGGAGGAUCCUCAGAGCCAGCGGGGGAAGAGGGGCUGGCUCUGAGACCCCGCCUCGCUGGGGGUGCCUCCCCCCCCUGCGAUGGGGGUCCUAAGGGCCAGUGGGGGAAGAGGGGCUGGCUCUGAGACCCCGCCUCGCUGGGGGUGCCUCCCCCCCU
Molecule: messenger RNA, 5665 nt
Organism: Pan troglodytes (chimpanzee)
Lineage: Eukaryota; Metazoa; Chordata; Mammalia; Primates; Hominidae
Product: BCL-6 corepressor-like protein 1
Exons: 7
Coding region: 224-1261 (345 amino acids)
Source: RefSeq, a predicted model, not a curated record